CUCCCCGGCAGCCGCGCCGGCAGGUGCCGCUCCUCAGACGACCGGUGUGACGCGCGGUGCUCCCAACCAGUGCUGCUGCCGGUGCUCUGUGCUUCGUCUGUGUUCCUGUGCUCGGUCUGCAGUCACCGUUGUUUCCUUCUGUGUGAAAUUGCCGCGUUCAGCGUUGUGCUGCUGCAGCCACGGCUGAAGGUGACGGACAGCCAGGAUGAACUGUUUCCGGAGGACCAGCAGCGUUCACAGCUGCAGUAUUGUUCUGCUGGACGGCACGGAACUUUCCGAGGAGAUCAGGGAUGACAGCCUCGGCCAGGAGCUGUUGGACGUGGUGCUGCGCAGGCUCGGCAUCCACGAGACCAGCUACUUCGGACUGCGAUACGUGCACGCCUCUCGGCAACCGCACUGGUUGAACCCAAAUAAAAAGGUCCUUAGGCAGCUGAAAGGCACCAGUCCCUUUACACUCUACUUCUGUGUUAAGUAUUACGCCACUGAUCCGUGCAAGCUCCGAGAUGAAAUAACAAGGUACCAGUUUUUCCUGCAGGUGAAGAAGGACAUUGUGGACGGUCGGCUGCCCGUGCCACAGGAGCUGUCCGCGGAACUCAGCGCCUGCGUGGCCCAGUCCGAGCUGGGCGACUUUGAGCCCAGUUUGCACGGCGAGGGCUACUGUCGGCAGUUCCAGCUGAAUCCCAUGGAGCCGGCGUCAGAACAGGCUAUCUCGGCUCUGCACAGGUCGCUGAAGGGCCGCUCUCCGGCAGAGGCGGAGGCCGCCUUCCUCGAGAAAGUCCGAUGGCUAGACAUGUAUGGAACCGAUCUCUACCCCGUCAUGGGCGAUGACAGUGCCGACACCUUUGUGGGCCUGGCGCCGUCAGGUGUGCGGGUCAUCAGAGGAAAAGGAAGAGUCAGCAACUAUUUUUGGCAUAGAAUAUCCAAAGCAUUUUGCAAGAGGGACUGUUUAGUGAUCAAGACCCGCGAUAAUAAUAACGAAGAGCAGACCAUCAGCUUCCGAUGCGUCUCUAGACUGGCGUGUCAGCUUCUGCUGCAGAGCUGUCUCGAACAGCAGGAGUUCUUCCGGCAGGCCCUCGUCAGCCCGCCCGCUGCUAAUGGCUCCAAGGGAGGACGGUCUGAGGCACGGCGGGGAUCGACUGUAUCGUCGUCAAUACGACAGUGCGGCAGACGGGAAACGAGUCGACUCUCCAGCGCAGAGCACGAACAGCCACCACAAGCUCGGGACGGCGACAGCGCCACACCGUCCUCGUGUCAUAAGAGCGUGUCGAUACCGCAGCCCGUCCAGAGCGCCACGUCUCUGUACAGAGCCAACUCGGUGAGCGCCGAGACCAAGCCGUCGCCCGCGGGCUCUCCGAGGUCGGUCCGCUCGGCGCUGCUCUCCACCAAUCAGGUGGCGAGUCUGUUCAACACGCAGCCAAUCAGCAAGUCGCGCAGCCGCACCAGCGUUGACAGCCAAUCGUCGGCCGACAGCAGGACGCAGCGCAGGAACCGCCACCGUCGGGAGGGCAGCGCCGGCAGUGACGUUAGCUCGGGGGCCAGCUCAGCUCGGUCCAGCCGACGGUACAGGAACCGACGGGCAGAGUCUGGGUCAGACUCAGACAGGAGCGGCGGCAGCAGACGACACCGCAGCCGGCGGCACAGGCACCACGCCGCGGCCGACGUCGACGAGCUGAUCGACUCGGAGCCUCAGUGGCGGGAGGUGCAGCGUCUGCAAGCUGAGCGACUGCGGCCCUCCGGCUACCAGAACUCGGGCAUGGAGACCGAGACGGAGCUCUCCUACCAGCCGAAACGGCGCGUCAAACGGCACAGCCGUUCCCGGUCCCGCUCGCGCUCGCCGGAGACGAACCGUAACCGUCGUCUGCCGGUGGAGCUGCGGCGACACCUGCAGUUUGGAUUAGUGGAGCCGCCGGCCGACCCGUCCGCUGACCUCCAGUACACGCGGGUCACCACCGAGCACAAAAUGCCGCGCAUCAGAUACGCGGCCAAACGCAGCCAGAAGGGCGGUUCGGUGGAUGGUCGGUCGGAGACCUCGGAGCCCCCGCUGUCAGUGGCCGCCCCACCUCAGGACACCACCACGGACAGAGCUCUGCCGCCGACCGCCGCCUACCCGGCCGUCUCAGCGGCGUACCCGAGCACGGCGGCGGCGUACCCGAGCACAGCGGCGACGUACACGGCCCCCGGGGUGCCGUACCAGUCGGCCGGGGCGCCACACCCUCCCCCGUCUGCCGCUUCACAGUCGGCCCGGUCAGCAGCCCCCGGCCUCCAGGGACGGACACCGGCCGGGGAGCGGAUCAGGGAGGCCACAGCCAGGACGGGAAGGGAGUCGUCUCCAGCUGCGAUUGGUUCAGGUCAGACGCGGCUGACCCCGGGUCAGGUCAGCCUGCCGGCCGACUCUCCGUACGAUAACUCCGACUCCGGUCUGGGCAACGAGUCGCCGACAGAGUUCACCAGACUGUCAGCACAAGCAUCCUUGCAGAAUGGAGUAGGAGCAUCUCGUGCAAUGACGUCACACGGUGAACCGCGGGUUGUGCGGACAUUGGACACUAUGACGUCACUCUGAUGACUCAUGGCAGUGACGUCAGCUGUGGCAGUGACGUCAGUAAUAGUGAUCACGUCAAUUGUAAUAACGCCACUGGAGAGGCACCGGAGUCGUUACCGUUGCGAUGUUGUAAAUGGGUUUCCGAGCUCAUGACAUGGUGAUGACGAUCACAUCAGUAAUGAUGUGUGAAGUGUCGUUUGUGACGUGACGUUAACAGAGGAACACAGGGUAUCAGCGUUUGCUGUCAACAUGCCGUCUAGGAUAAUGGAACAUUGUCGUUUGCCUAUAGCUACGUGAAGUCCGAUAUUGCAUUCCUAACUGGCAUGCACAAUGUGUAUAGUGUGUAGGAGGGUAGUGAGGUGGGAUAAUAGAUGUCUGUUGUUGAUUCUAGCUUUCCUCGCGAUUUAUGAUCACCUUGUUAGACAUUGAUAUCGCAGCCAAGUAUGCCUGGCUUAUAAGCAAUGUCAUUGCUAAGGAUAAUAAGCUUGUGACUGUUGAUGAAGACCAAUUUGUAAAAAGUGAAUGCAUUUAUUUUUGCGCUGGCAAAAUCGAGUCAUUCGGAACAUCAAUAAUGUUUAACCCGCGCCCGGCUGGGGGUCCUGGAUUUGCACGCCCUGCUGGGGGGGGGGGGUUUGAACACCCCCCCCCCUUGUAACUCGGCUCCUGGGCCACGUAGCGAUACGCGGAAGGCGGCGUUCGAAAGAGCGUCAAAAAUAAUGACAAAAUCACUUCGGUCAAUUUUUUGGUCAGGUCAAAGGUCAGGUCACCAGAGGUCAUUGAAGGCAAAAUUUCGCCGAUUUCCAGGUCGAAUGUCGAAAAUUUCCAAGAAGCCAACGCAUAACUCGAGAACCAAUAGAGCUACAGCGCCGCGGAAAAGCGCAUUCGAUAUCCCUUUUAACGCCCUUUCUGAGUAUUUCUCUCAGAUUUGACCUAACGUCAACGGUUUUGCCUGCAGGGGGCAAAAACUGCAAAAAUAGCCGAUUUUUUCGGAAACAGUUUUUCUGCAAUAACUUUUGACCCAAGCCUUGUACGAGCUUCCUUUUACCGGCAUUGUGUUCCUCUCGUCAAGGCGCAUCGAACGAACCAUAAGUUGACCUUGAAAGGUCAACUUGAAAAUUUGACCUCAGGUCAAGGUCAUGACCUGACCGGAAAGAAUCAUGUUGCAUAUCAGUCGAUCUGUAUCGUCGAGCUGAACACAUCUAAGGCGUUUUCAUCGCUCUAGCAUGCCUCUAUCGAAAGUUAUUUGCGAAAAACUGUUAGAUACCAUUCGUGACCUAAGAUGACCUCAGGGCAUUAACAAGGGUCACGGACACCAUUUUCAUGUUCAUUGUGUCUAAACCACUUGUAAUUCGGUGUUUGGGAGUGUUUAUAAUGUCUUUUGUCCAAAAGACGCGCAUUUCAAUUUUCUCCCAUUGACUUAUGUAUAAUGGGGAGGUCGCAAAAUUGACCUGACCUUAGGUCAUCGACAUCAAAAUUCUGAGAUAAACAUUUUGUACAUGCUAUUGCUCUUAGCAAUCGCUGAAAGUUUCAAAGCGAUCGGUCACUCGGUGUAGCUAUGACAGACAUUGAAACUUUUUAUGAGGUGAGGUCACUUCAAGUGACCUGGUGACCUGACCUUGAAUGACCUUAGUCUGAAAUUUUCACAACAUGUGUAGAAUUGAUGUAUGAUAACUGAUAAGGUGUACCAAAAACGGCGGCGCUCCGCGCCGCCGUUUUUGAGAUAUUCGCGAAAAACCACAAGGGGGGGGGGGUGUUCAAACACCCCCCCAGCAGGGCGCGGGUUAAUGGGAUUCGGAUAGCGACUAUUCUGACAUCAUUUCGGUUGGUCCUCUAAGCUUCACAAACCUAAAAAUGCGUUUGAAUAUGUUCGGGCAGGUUGAAUUGCUGCCGCUAGUCGCUAGUACCAGUCACCUGUGGCAAAGUCUGCAUGAGUGAAUAUUUAAACUGGAUUUUUGUAACUGAAAUACACUGUUCCUGCAUA
Amphibalanus amphitrite is the source of this 4520-nucleotide messenger RNA. RefSeq names its product band 4.1-like protein 4. Lineage: Eukaryota; Metazoa; Arthropoda; Thecostraca; Balanomorpha; Balanidae. Bases 206 to 2560 code for a protein of 784 amino acids. Gene Ontology annotation, cellular component: cytoskeleton. The transcript has 20 exons. The record is from RefSeq and is a predicted model, not a curated record.